Molecule: messenger RNA, 1041 nt
Organism: Penicillium atrosanguineum
Lineage: Eukaryota; Fungi; Ascomycota; Eurotiomycetes; Eurotiales; Aspergillaceae
Product: alpha/beta hydrolase
Exons: 5
Coding region: 1-1041 (346 amino acids)
Molecular function (GO): hydrolase activity
Source: RefSeq, a predicted model, not a curated record
AUGGCAAUCCUCCCUGAAACAGAGAUGUUAUCGGCAAAUUCGACUGCCUCAGGUGGAAUUCAUCCUAGCUUCCUUGAGAUUCUGGACAAAGACUUCAUUGCUUUCUACAAUGAGCACUUUUCUGACAAACCGGUCACGCACACUAUCUCCAUGGCGCAGAUCAGAGUCGCUGGAGCGCAGUUCAGAAGCCCCUGGUGCCGAGACUACUCAGGAAAGUCUUUUGUGAAGGAUAUCCAGAUCCAAUCUGAGGAUGGGUAUAGAUUCACGGCGAGAUGUUACGCACCGGACAAGGAAAAGUUUGGGCCUGGUCCACACCCGAUUCACGUCAAUUUCCAUGGGGGUGGCUUUGUGUUUGGUGACCUCACUGCGGAUGCACAGCUCUGCUUGGAAUACCGAGACAAGGCUGGAGUUUUGGUGAUGGAUAUUGAUUACCGACUGGCACCAGAGAACGCUUUUUACAAAGGUCAUGAAGAUGGAUGGUCAGCUGUUCAAUGGGUUCGUAAAAACGGAGCGACUAUCAACGGAAAUACCGAUUCAAUCUCCAUUGGUGGUAUCUCUGCCGGUGGUCAUAUCUGCACUGUCAUUCAACAGUAUGCGCGGGAUGCAUGCUUGCCCUUGAAACUGGCCAUCUUGACAGUCCCAUCAACAGACUCGCAUGCCGCCUAUGAAAAGCCUUCUGAUUCCAAAUACACCUCCUUCCCCGAGAAUGAGUUUGCGCCGUGGCUCAAUUGGGCACGAAUGUCGUACUUCCGAAGCUAUGCUAGCCCUACAGAUAUUACCGACGUCCCGCCCCUAGUCAUCAGUCCCAUUGACGGGGAUCUGAACGGAGUCUGUCCUACCAUGAUUCUUACUGCUCAGUGCGACCCUCUCCGUGAUGAAGGCGAGGCGUACGCGCAGAAACUCAUCAAAAAUGGUGUCUUCACGCUUUCUAGAAGAUACACGGGUGUCCCUCAUCCGUUCACUCAUAUGAAGCCAAUUUUGAAGGCUGUGAUGUAUAUGGAUGAUGUUUGCAAAGCCUUGAAGAUGGUGCAUGGAUCAUGA